AUGUUCUUCACCGUAUCUAUGAUAGCCAUUAUUUGGCUCAAUCUUCUACAUUGCAUCGCUUCUGAUAAAAAUGAAACUUUCCAUCUACUUAAUCUCGACACCGGUGAUGAAAUCUUCACAAAUAAUAGUUAUUCUAGCAUCUCAGACAAUUUCGAUACCCUUGAUUACAACAAUUUUGAGCCAUUGUUUGGUCCAGAAUUUUCGUUUGAUCCUUCGCAGUUCAUUGAUUUCGCUCAGUUGAGUGAAAUUGAGGAUAUAAGCAGUAAAGAAUCAAAACGCGAAGCUGAUCAGAUCACAGAUACUUCUUAUCCUGGCUUUUCACAUAGCUAUGAUUUCAUCGGCCACACUAAUUCGGAGUCAUCACUUGGCUCAGAUAUGGAUUCAUACAGGAAUGUGUGGAGAGAGGGUAAUGGAGAAAUAAAAACGAAUGAUGAUAAAGUGCGACAUCUUUCUAUUAGAGAUGCUGAAAGUAGAACUUCUUCGCCACCUAAUCUCAACAGCGAUGACAUUGUCACAUAUAUGCACUUUCCUCAUUCACAGCAAAAUGCUAUUCCGAUCUAUUUUGACCAACUUACUCUUUCCUCGGACGACACAUCCGGUCAACAUGGAGCUGCUGAACAGAGCAACAUCGAUAACCACAGGGGAAAUACUGGUGGAGAAUCAGAAACAGUUGCUGAAAGUGAUACUUCCUAUUUACCUAAAUCCAACACCAGCAACGUUAUCGCCUAUAUUCAUUAUCCUGGUUUACAAAAUCCCAUUCCGAUCUAUUUUUCCUCGGAUGACACAUCCAGCCAACAUGGAAAUGCUGAACAGAGCAACAUCGAUAACCACAGGGGAAAUACUGGUGGAGAAUCAGAAACAGAUAAGAGAAAUUAUAAUUGUCAUUAUCGCGGGUGUGCUAUGAUCACGAAAAAUUACAACGAAUAUCUAAUACAUAAGAAAACACACGGUCAACCAUUCAUCUAUGAAUGCAAAGUGCCCGGUUGUGGGCGGACAUACGAUAUUGUAGGAUCACUUUACUAUCACAAGCAAACUCAUGAACCUCAUCACUCGUGCGAGUGCUGUGGUAAACUCUUCGCUACCAGGAAGCGAUUAAAUUGUCAUAAGAAGUUCUGCCCAACAACACUUCGCAAAAGCUACGAAUGUCUUUAUGUCGGGUGUGCUGUGAUCGCGAAAACUUAUAACGAAUAUUUAGCACAUAAAAAAACACACGAUCAACCCUUCAUUUAUGAAUGCAAAGUGCCCGGUUGUGGGCGGACAUUCAACCAUGAUUCAUCAUUACGACGUCACAAGAAAACGCAUCAACCUCGUCUUCAAUGCGAGUACUGUGGCAAAUCCUUUUCCUAUGUGACUACAUUGAAAUCUCACAAGAAGUUGUGCUCCAAAGCUCCUCGUUAG
Brugia malayi is the source of this 1398-nucleotide messenger RNA. RefSeq lists its product as uncharacterized. NCBI's taxonomy places the organism in Eukaryota, Metazoa, Nematoda, Chromadorea, Rhabditida, Onchocercidae. Gene Ontology annotation, molecular function: DNA-binding transcription factor activity, RNA polymerase II-specific; RNA polymerase II transcription regulatory region sequence-specific DNA binding. Gene Ontology annotation, cellular component: nucleus. The transcript has 5 exons. The record is from RefSeq and is a predicted model, not a curated record. The coding region runs from base 1 to 1398 and encodes 465 amino acids. Gene Ontology annotation, biological process: regulation of transcription by RNA polymerase II.